AUGCCUUUCAACUCCGCUUCUGACGCUUUUCAACUCCACCCCGACGUUCGCUUGUAUAGAACGACGCUGAAGCAGACGACGCUGGGGCGAUCGAACCGGGGCGGCGGCGCGGCUGGGCAGGUCGCGUUCGGUGGCGCGGCCACCACCAGGGACCCGUCCGAGGUCGCGGACGAGGCGGAGACGCACGCGUUCCUGUCGCAGCUGUUCCAGCGCGUCGGCGAGGCUGGCGUCGCGGCCAACGCGGGGGAUUUCGCCGGCGGCGGCGCGUUCACGUCGCAUCCGCUCGUGGUGGCGUCGACAUCGCGGAUGAUCGGCGCGUACGCCGCGUGGCUCGGGCAGUCGCGCGAGGGGCAGGCGAUGGCGCAGGGCGCGGUGACGUACCUUCUCGGCGCGCUCCGCGUGCCGGAGGCGUUCGCGCACGCGAGCGCGGCGUUCCGGAACGUCCUCGCGCGGUGCGCGGCGCGGUUCAACUCCGUCGCGGCGGCGACGGCGUUGAUGGACGCGGCGAACGAGCGGACGCCGGCGCGCCCGCCGCCCGCUUCUUCUUCUUCUUCUUCUUCCGGCGGCGGCGGCGACGAUGAUGAUCGAGCCGCGAUCGUGGAGGGCAUCGCGCGCGUGAUCGCGUCCAUGAGCGACGCGAACGUCGCCGCGGACGCGGGGCGGCGGCUCGCGGAGCCGCCGCUGCGACGCGCCGUCGCGCACGCCGCCGGCGGCGGCUCCGACGCGAACGCGUCGCUCCUCGCCGCGGAGCUCUCCCUCCUCGCGUCCGCGGUCAGGUUCCUCGAGUUUCCCGCGAUCGCAGAGGCGGAGGCGGCGAACCACCCCGCGAUGGCGGUGGUAUCGCACGCGUGGCCGACGCUGUCGACGUUCGCCGGGGACCCGUGGCGGGGGGUGCCGAAAGUUCAAAACGCGUUGUGCGACGUGUACACGCGCGCGGUGCUCUGCGCGAAGCGCUCCGCGAAGCCGCUGCUGCCUCACGUCCUCGCCGCGCUGAAGGACGCGUUCACGGCGUCGCCGAGCGCGAACGCGCGGUGCCUGGACGUCCUCGCGGUGAUCGUCGAGGUGUUCAGCGUCGGCGGGAGUAGCGGCGCGUUCGCCGCCGCGCGCGACCCCGGCGGCGUCGUUACAUCCGCCGCGCCCGCGUCCGCGACCUCGGACGACGGCGUCGCGCGCGUCGCGGACCCGUCCGUCGCGGAGGCGCUGUCCUCUGCGCUCCUCACCGCGUCGCAGACCGCGCACUCGACGCUGAGCGCGUCGCCGCUGUCGGACAACGCGGACCUCGCGCGCGCGACGUUUGAACUCGCGCGCGCGUUUGCGCUGCACGCGCCGGCGAUUCUUUUGACGUCGCCGGCGCUGCCGCCGCUCGCGGAGAUGGCCGCGGCGGCGCUCAGCACGCUCGAGCGCGACGCCGUGCGCGCUGCGGUCGCGUUCUUGUCCGUGAUCAUCGCCCCCGGGGAUAAAGCGAGCGCGAGCGCGACGUGGAGUCGAGGGAAGGGCGCGGUCGACGCGUUCGCGUCGACGCGCGGCGAAGCCGUCGUCGCCGCCGUCGUCGCCGCGGGCGCGGACACGUGCCCGCGGCACCUCUUACGCCCGACCGCGCAGCUCCUGCACGCGAUGCGCGGCGCGUACGGCGCGAUCGUAGACCAGUGGAUCGCGAGCGUCGUGCUCUCGAACCCGGCGGGAGGGUUCCCGAACGCGCCCGGCGUGGAGCCGCUCGACGGCGCGACGCUUCGGACGUUUUGCGAGCUGGCGUCUUCGAACCGGUUGCCGCCGCAGCGGUGGACCGCGCUCGUGGUGGACUUUUGGCUCGUGUGCAGGAAAGAGGCGACCGCGGACGCGCUGCUCGCGCAUCAGAUGUAGACGCGAUGGACGGAGACGCGCGGAGAGAGAGAGAGAGAGAGAGAGAGAGGAGCUACUUAGACGAACGCUCGAGCGCGUUUGCACCGCGUGACUGAGGGCGAUUAUAAUAAAAAAAGUUCAUCGGUCAGUU
Molecule: messenger RNA, 1990 nt
Organism: Micromonas pusilla CCMP1545
Lineage: Eukaryota; Viridiplantae; Chlorophyta; Mamiellophyceae; Mamiellales; Mamiellaceae
Exons: 1
Coding region: 1-1860 (619 amino acids)
Biological process (GO): protein import into nucleus
Cellular component (GO): cytoplasm
Source: RefSeq, a predicted model, not a curated record